AUGACUGAACAACAAAAUGAAGCAUUUGAGACCUUAUUUGAUGUUGAUUUGUCGAAAUUUAUCCGAACGAUUGCAUCUGAACGAACAUCAAGCAAUAAAUACGAAGAAAUAAACGAUCUUGAACACUUAUCAAUCAUAUGGGUUGAUUCUGAUAUUGAUAGAACAAGUGACUGUUUAGAUACAAAAAAAUAUUUAUCUACUGUAUUGAUCACACACCUGAAAACUUACACGGAUCCUGAUGAAUUUAUCAAAUAUAUAUCAUUAUUAGAAACAGAAAAUGCAUCUGAACAAAUAUUUUUAAUCAUAUCAGGCUCGUACGGUGAAUACCUAAUACCAAAACUCGAUGAUCGUUCAUCAGUUAUAUUUAUCUAUAUAUAUUGUUUGAAUUCUUUACAUCACAAGCAAUGGACACAUUCGUGGUCCAACAUUCGUGGUAUAUUUACAGAUAAAAGUAUUUUAAUUGAUAGACUGACGAAUGAUAUUCGAUUGUAUACAAGUAAUAUUCCAGCUUUUAGUAUACUUAAUUUAACUAAUGAAGAAAAAUCUAUGCGCGAUUUGACAAAAGAAAAAUGCCACAUUUAUGUGGUAUCAGUUAUUGAUAUAUAUUCUUCUUCGAAUGCCUAA
Molecule: messenger RNA, 624 nt
Organism: Rotaria sp. Silwood2
Lineage: Eukaryota; Metazoa; Rotifera; Eurotatoria; Philodinida; Philodinidae
Source: the annotation of a GenBank genome assembly